Molecule: messenger RNA, 2412 nt
Organism: Colletotrichum aenigma
Lineage: Eukaryota; Fungi; Ascomycota; Sordariomycetes; Glomerellales; Glomerellaceae
Exons: 2
Coding region: 1-2412 (803 amino acids)
Source: RefSeq, a predicted model, not a curated record
AUGCGCAACGUUUCCAGCGACUUCAAAACGUGUAUUGUGAAGUACGCGCAGAAGCAGAUUCUGGACGAGCUGCGGGUUGAUGGCAUGAGAAACAGAUUUGAAGAGGUCGAAAAGGCACACGAGAGCUCCUUUGCUUGGAUUCUGGACCCUGAUUCGCCCCUUCAAGAGAACGAAUUCUUCGGUUCAGAGGCGCGUCAGCAGCUUGUGAUCUGGUCUCUCCACGGGCACGGCAUCUUCUACAUCUCUGGGAAGCCAGGAUCAGGCAAAUCCACCCUUAUGAGAUAUCUUUGCCAAAGCUCAAAGAUGAAAAGGCAUCUACGUGCUUGGGCGGGUGAAAGGGCCUUGUUGAUGGCGAAUUUCUUCUUCUGGCAGCUCGGAACGGAUAUGCAAAAGUCACUUGAUGGCAUGCGCCGUACACUGCUGUUUUCGGUUUUGGAAGAAGUGCCGACACUAAUACAGACCAGUUAUCCAAAGAUCCGGCUUCAAGACAUCACAACUCACAACAUCAGCAGCUGCAUUGAGCAAGAACUACUAGAAAACGAGGAGUUUUUGGGUUAUUCGGAAAAAAGCCCCAAGAUACUGGAACUGGUAAAACACAUCACAGAAAAGGCCGAGGGAUCGUUCUUGUGGGUCAAGAUCGUGCUUCGACGGCUGAAAUGGAGCAUUCUUUCUGGAGACCAAUUAGAAGAUACUCAGAAGAGAGUUGACGCCCUCCCGAACGAACUCGAAGAUCUGUACCAAUCAAUAUUCGACUCCAUGGGAACUGAAAGCCACAGCAAUCUCGACAGAAUGAGGGCAAUGCGAUCACUUUUGACUGUCUUCCAUUGCAAGAGGGAACCAGACGAUCACCACCCUCCGUGGCUAUUGAUCUCCUAUUCGUUUCUCAACGACUACGAACACGAUCAACACUUUUCACUGAAGCUUCUGAUUCAACCGAUGCAUCAAACUGUUUUAAACGAGAGGCUAGGAUGUGCUCGCCGAUUGGUCUAUCAAAGGUGCAUGGGAAUGCUGGAGACAUUUACCCUAAGCACAGACGAUAAGCCGCGUUAUUCACCAGCUGGGCUCGACAUAAAAGCGGUAAAGAAGCAUUCGAAAUUGGAAUUUAGACUAGGAUAUCCGAAAAAAGAGGUUCAUUUGGAGCCCGCAAAGAGCAGGAACGACAGCGAUGAUGGUGUCUAUGGCUUCGUUGAUGAUUAUUACACCAGUGAUUCCCCCGAUGACGAUGACGAAGACGUUAUUGAGGCUAAGAACGACGGAGACAACGCCAAUCAUCUGCAUAGGAACGCAAAAUAUAAGGAUGAGAGGAAAAUCAACAACCAAUUCCCAUCUCAUAAGGGAAUCAGAUGCGUUCACAAGACCGUUUACGAGUUCCUUGCUCAACCCCAGAUUGAGACGAUAAUGCGCGCCGAAUCGAUGGGUUUCAACGAAGUGGACUUCAAGCUCCAAGCAUUUCUCGCAACAAUGAAAAUCUUUCGUCCAAGCGUUCAUUAUGCGAGGAGGCGUUUUCUCUUCGACUUUGAAUCACUGGUCACCCACUACCAUUCUAUGCUGAACCAAGUGUCCGAGGUCCGUUUCCUGGCGUUUUUGGAGGAACUAGCUCGUGUUCUGGAACAUCAUGGAGCUGUCGUUGAACAUAUGUGGUCUCGCUUUAUGGGUGGUGGCCUGACAAGAACGGUGCACCAGGCUUGUCGUCCAGCUUACAGUGAGUUGGUUCUACUAGCUGCAAAGAUAGGCAUCUCUAAAGGACUUUGUUCUCUGAGCGGAAUGCAACUCGCUCGCCGACUCCAACAAAACUUGAAGAGCAACGACCCGGAUGUUGUUCUUGAUACAUACUUUGAGGGUGCAUUUGACUAUUUCGACAUAGACAAAAAUCAUGACAAGAUGGAAAGAAGAGCGUAUAAAGCGAGGAUUUAUCAGGAACUCGCUGCAUACUUUGAAGCUGGAGUUUCGCCCAACGCCAGAUUUAACCACGUAAUACGCGGAUGGAAAGAAACGUACAAAAUGACUCUGACCUGUUGGCACAUGUGGUUGAGGAGGAUUUUGGGUCAUGAAGACGAUGCAGAUCUUGCCGAGUCUUUCAUCAAACUAUUCCUUCUGCACGGAGCCGACGAAAAUAUUUGGGUUCGAGUCGACGAGGAGUGGUGCAGUCUGUGGUGGCCGGCAUCGGCGGGUUGGGUGGACAUCUGUGCUACAAGAAGAUAUGACGAGGACGAGGAUGUCUCAGCUGAGAAUGCCUCAUUAGUGUACCAUUUUGUCAAGAAGUACGAGGGUGGAUUUCCUACCGAGCCGCGUGGGAAGUUUCUCCUGGAAUUAUUUCCGCAAGGCGGCCCCGAAAUGAAGCGCUUGGCAGAUCGGAACUUGGGUUCACAACAAAUGACGGAGCCAUCCUUCAUGAUGGAUGAUAUUUGGUGA